AUGAUGGUGAAUCACAGAAUGGGUUUCACAAGGCCUUGGCUUUAUUGCUGUUUCUAUUAGUUAGUGUCCUAGUGUUUUAUGUUUUCUGGAGUGGAAUACCAAGUCGUCUAGAUGGAACUACAAAUAGAGCUGCUGAAAUUCUGCAAGUGUUUCGGGCCCGGAUGGAGGAGCUAAAAAAUACUUACCAAGGUCAGGACCAAAAUCUGUGGAGAAGAGCUCAUGUGUUCUUGGAGAAACGUCUUAAUACUUCCCACCUGCACGUGAGACCUGCCAUCUUGCUCUUCACAGCUGGCCGAGAAGCUGAGAAGGUCCUGAGGUGCCUGAGUAACGAGAUUGCCAAUGCUUUUGCCUCCUCCCAGAAUGCUACCACCAUCGAAAUCGAUGGGGCAGAAAAAGCUGUGUUGGAUAGUGACGUUGCAAAGCAGGAGGUAGAUGAUGAGCUCAGCUCUGGGUUCACAGAAGGCAAGAAGGUGGCAGUGGUGCACCGAUUUGAGCUGCUGCCUGCAGGCUCCACCUUGAUCUUUUACAAGUACUGUGACCAUGAAAAUGCAGCCUUUAAGGACGUGGCCCUUCUGCUGACAGUUCUGCUGGAUGACCAGUCACUGGGAAAGAGCCUCACCUUUCAAGAAGUCGAGCAGAAAGUCCGGGAUUUCCUCUGGGACAAGUUUACCAGUCCAGGUGUUCCUAGUUCUUUUAAUGACAUGGACACAGACAAGCUGAGUGGACUGUGGAGCCGGAUAUCGCAUCUCGUGUUGCCUGUGUGGCCUGAAAAGGGUCUCCCUGUGGAGGGAUGCACAUAA
This is a messenger RNA of Acanthisitta chloris (rifleman), 800 nucleotides long. RefSeq names its product torsin-1A-interacting protein 1-like. The transcript has a single exon. Gene Ontology annotation, cellular component: membrane. NCBI's taxonomy places the organism in Eukaryota, Metazoa, Chordata, Aves, Passeriformes, Acanthisittidae. Gene Ontology annotation, molecular function: ATPase activator activity. The annotation marks the transcript as partial. Gene Ontology annotation, biological process: membrane organization. The record is from RefSeq and is a predicted model, not a curated record.